Molecule: messenger RNA, 655 nt
Organism: Ochlerotatus camptorhynchus
Lineage: Eukaryota; Metazoa; Arthropoda; Insecta; Diptera; Culicidae
Gene: Manf
Product: mesencephalic astrocyte-derived neurotrophic factor
Exons: 4
Coding region: 98-619 (173 amino acids)
Biological process (GO): neuron projection development; dopaminergic neuron differentiation
Cellular component (GO): endoplasmic reticulum
Source: RefSeq, a predicted model, not a curated record
UGCAAAAGUAAAGUGAACUUUCUCAUUAUUCAGUAUCUGAAGCUGGAAACUCAAAGUGUUCUUUGUUAAAUUAAAUUAAAACAUUUUGUUUCUAAAAAUGCGUCGAAUCGAGAUAGUUGUUCUGAUUAUAUCAAUCUUCAAUUUCGUACCGUUUCUACAUGGCCUGAAGGAAGGCGACUGUGAAGUUUGUGUCAAGACGGUAGAAAAAUUUGCUGCUGGUCUGGAUGAUUCUGUUAAGAAAGAUACCAAAAAAAUCGAAGACGAGUUCCGGUUAUUCUGCAAAACUGCCAAAAACAAGGAGCAACGAUUCUGUUAUUACUUAGGUGGCGUGGAGGAAUCCGCUACGGGAAUCUUGAAUGAACUUUCGAAGCCACUCAGUUGGUCUAUGCCAGCUCUUAAAAUUUGCGAGAAACUAAAGAAGAAAGAUUCCCAAAUUUGUGAUCUACGUUACGACAAGCAAAUCGAUGUUAACUCUGUGGAUUUGAAAAAGCUGAAGGUGAAAGACUUGAAGAAAAUUCUGUCCGAUUGGGAUGAAGAGUGUGAUGGAUGCCUGGAGAAAACUGAUUACAUAAAAAGAAUCAAUGAGUUAAAGCACAAAUAUGUAAAGACAGAACUAUAGGAUAAUGUCUAAUAUAAAUAAUAAACUACAAUAAGG